AGUUUCUUGGAUUAAUAAUUUUGAUGGGACCAAAAAGAAAGUCACACUGGAAAAAAUAUUGGUCGACUGAUCCCUUACUCGAAAUACCAAAGAUUAUGACAAGAAGAAGGUUUGAACAAAGAUUAUGACAAGAAGAAGGUUUGAACAAAUAAUGACAUUUUUUCACUUUAAAGAUAACUUGGAAACUCCACUUCCUGUAGACAGAAUUUCAAAAGCUAAACCUCUUUUGGAUUAUUUUCUACCAAAAUUUCAAUUGAUCUAUAUACCCAAACAAGAGCUAUCACUUGAGGAGGCUAUGAUAAAGUGGAGAGGACGACUCAGAUUCAAAACCUAUAAUCCCGGAAAACUUACAAAAUAUGGAAUUUUGGUCAGGAUGGUUAGAGAAAGUGAAACUGGAUACAUAUGCAACCUUGAGAUUUACAUCGUUGAAGGAAAGAAACUGCAAGAAACAAUAUUAUUGGUCCUACAACCUUAUCUUGGUUCAUGGCACCAUAUUUACCAAGACAAUUAUUACAACAGUGUGUCCACAUCUGAAAUAUUGCUGAAAAAUAAAACCAGAGUUUGUGGGACUAUAAGAGAGAAUCAUGGUCUACCAAACCAAUUAAAGUUGAAAUCUAAAAAUCUACAGAGGGGAGAAAUGACAUUCUUACAGAAGGGAGAAAUGAUUCUUCUUAUAUGGAAAGACAAGAGGCUAGUCUGCAUGGUGGCAACUAUUCAUGAUGCCUCCAUAGCACCUACAGGAAAGGAAGACAGGAGGACUGGCCAUCAGAACACUAAGCCCACUUGUACACUGGAGUAUAAUGAAUAUGUGAAAGGAGUUAAUCGAUCCGAUCAAUAUCUGGCAAACCUCAAAAUCCUUUGGAAAAUUCGAAAAUGGUAUAAGAAAGUGGGUUUCUAUUUGAGUAACUGCAGUUUAUUCAAUGCUUUUAAAAUUUAUUGUAGCCUCAAGGCACAGAAUAAAAUGACUUACAAGCAAUUUUUGUUAGCCGUAGCUAGAGAAUGGUCAGUAGGGUAACUGACCAUUCUGGUGAAUGUAGUGGUAGUCCCACCCUGGUCCCUCUUGUGGCAUUUCUACAAGAGCCCCCUGCAGAGAUCCACCUUGUCGACUGUCAGUUAAAUAAAGGAAGAUAUUUUAGAGGAAAUGUCCCACAGGACUAAAAAAAAAAAAAAAUGCUGUCAGAAAGUGUAGAGUCUGCUUUUCCAGGGGAAAGCGCAGUGAAACACAGUGUAUUUGUAAUAGAUCUUCUGUUCCCCUGCACAGAGGUACCUACUAUAUCGCCUAUCACACUCUAACAAAAUAUGAGAAUCCUUUAGUAAGACAUGUACAAAGUUUCAAAUAAAUACAUUAAGUGCAAAAAAAGUUGUUGAAUCGGAUGAAUGGAUAAAGAAGAUGUGGCACAUAUAUACAAUGGAAUAUUACUCAGCCAUAAAAAGAAACGAAAUUGAGCUAUUUGUAAUGAGGUGGAUAGACCUAGAGUCUGUCAUACAGAGGGAAGUAAGUCAGAAAGAGAAAGACAAAUACCGUACACUAACACAUAUAUAUGGAAUUUAAGAAAAAAAAAUGUCAUGAAGAACCCAGGGUUUUUCAGAACCCUUCAAGCAUAUUUUAAAGGAAGAGGUCUUGAUCUUGGAACGUUUUCAAAUAUUUCCUCCAUGAACAAGAAUCCCAGACCUCUUUCCUUCCAAUCAGAACUUAUUGCUUCUGCAUUUGCAGAUUAUGAAGAACAGAAAAACUCCUUCCCCAAUUACCUCAAAGUCUGAAUGUUUCUUCUGAGUGCAGGUAAAACUCAUCCCUUUAUUUCCAGCAUCUAUCUAAACAUACAACUCAGUCAUAAAGUCAUAAAGAGGUUUUAAAAAAAAAAGUUGUUGAUAUUUACUCAAAUGUGGGUGUUUCAAUAUUCACUUACACAACAAAUCACCAGACGCAAGCAUCAGUAUCUGCAAAAAUCCCCCAGUCAGUAAUGUGUUAAUAUUGUUAAGAUGUUAUUGCUACCCAAAGUGAUCUACAGAUUCAGUGCAAUCUUUGCAGAAAUAAAAAAAAAACCCAUCCUAAAAUUCAUAUGGAAUCUCAAGGGAUGACAAAUAGCCAAAACUACCUUGAAAAAGAACAAAGCUGAUGGACUCCCACUUCCUGAUUUUAAAACUUACCACAAAGCUACAGCAGUCAAAACUGUGUUACUGGCAUAAAGACAGACAUAUAGACCAAAGGAAUAGAACACAGAGACCAGAAAUAGACUUUUGCUUACAUGAUCAAGUGAUUUUUGAUAAGUGUGCCAAGACCAUUCAAUGGAAAAAGGACAGUCUUUUCAACAAAUGAUGCUGGAAUAACUGGACAUUCACAUACCAAAGAAUGAAGUUGGACCCUUAUCUAACAGCAUAUAUAUAAAGUAACUCAAAUUUAUCAAAGCCUUAAAUCUAAGACCCAAAACUCUAAAACUCAUAGAAGAAAACAGGGGAAAAAUUUUGCAACAUUUUCUUAAA
Molecule: messenger RNA, 2481 nt
Organism: Orcinus orca (killer whale)
Lineage: Eukaryota; Metazoa; Chordata; Mammalia; Artiodactyla; Delphinidae
Exons: 1
Coding region: 1567-1761 (64 amino acids)
Source: RefSeq, a predicted model, not a curated record